AAUUUACGAGUGUUUUGUUAAAAAUAAAUGUCCUGUUCCUAACCAUUGGAAUGACUUUGAAUAAUACAUUUUUUUAAUGCAGUGAAGGAAUGGAUUCAAGAAGUCAUCCAUCAAAGAGAAAAGAACCAUCAACACAAGUUCCUCAACAAGGAGAGCCGGUCUUGGAUGAUUCUAGUGUUUGCAAAAAGGCACGGUUUUCAGCAUCUGUUGAAGAAGUAAUCCAAAGUGAUCAAGUUCAUAAUACACCAAGCUGUAGCAAUGAUGAACACUAUUUGACAGAAAGGGUGAUAAAUCAUGAAAGAAAUGUGGAUUCAAGUGAUAUUGAAAGUGAUGAUUCUGCAGAUACAAGUGUGGAAAGUUUACAUGGAAAUCAAGUACUUCUUUUCGCAGACAUCGACAUCAGCACCAAUUUUCAUCAGAAUCCACGCAGAAGCAUAGAGAAUGAUAUAUUUGAUACACCAACUUCUCUGCGUCAUGCUAUUGGACAGAAUGCCAAUACAACACCCCAAAGAACUCUAAAUAGAGACAGAAAUACUUACAAUUUACAGAAAUGGCAGAGUAAACAUAUUGCGAAAUCAAUUGUUGACAAUGCCAUUAACAUGACUCUAGAAGAAAUGGGAGUGUCUCCAGAAACAGAGGCAGACACAUUUAAAAGGGAAAAAACAGAAAUUGAAACAUUUGGAAUCUCUCAUGCUAUCCAGUCACAGGGACUCUCACCACAAACGGAUAAUCCUUUAAUCCCAUCCUCUUCUAGUACGGGUUUUUCAAGCCUGGGAGAGGGUACAAUCCCUAGAUCUGAUAGACAAUUUUCAUCUGAUCCACAACCUAUUGUUAUUCAAGUGAAUGAGAGAGAUUCAACCUUGGAAGAUUCAGCUCUGCAAAAUACUGAUCAGAGCAGUCUUAUUAAUCAGGCCGUUACAAUGGCAAUUUGCUCACAAGGACUCAUUAUGAAAAACAGUUAGAAAAAAAAAUCUUUUUAUUUUGCUAGUUGUUGUUCUCUUUCAGUUAUUUUUUUUUUUAAUGAAAUAUCUCAUAAGUAGGAAAACUUGUAUUUAUUUAUUUAUUUAUUUUUUUUUUUUCUGUCAAUGAAGUGCAAUUUAAAUGUAUAACAUUUGAUCAAAGUCAAUACAAAACAAAAAGAAGAAAAAACAAAUUGUUUCUUUUCAAUUUAUUUGUCUUACAUUUGUGGAAAAAAAAUUAAAUAAGUAUCUUUCUAGAAACUUUAAGGAUCAUGCAAAAUUAUGAUUUUUUUUAAAACAUGGCUGUUGUACAGCCAAUAACUUGAGAAAAAUGCAAGUACCACUGUACUAGAGAAGCUAUUAUAUGUAUGUACAUGUAUUUAUUGGAUGAAAAAAUGUACAUCUAAACAUUUUGACAAGAUAUCCUCAAGUUGUAACAAUGGAUUAAAUCCAUUAUUCUUUGAUAAAUGAAGGUGUGUGUGUA
Saccostrea echinata is the source of this 1443-nucleotide messenger RNA. RefSeq lists its product as uncharacterized. NCBI's taxonomy places the organism in Eukaryota, Metazoa, Mollusca, Bivalvia, Ostreida, Ostreidae. The record is from RefSeq and is a predicted model, not a curated record. The transcript has 2 exons. The coding region runs from base 90 to 962 and encodes 290 amino acids.